GUCCGUGUCUCCAGUCGCAGCAACAUGUGAAAACAUGGGGGUUCAGCGUUUCUGACAUUUAACCGCUGCUUGUCUGACUUCAUACAAGGCUGACAGAGACGUUUGUGAACAGAAGUGUAUCUUUGAACCUCGUUAGGAAUCUGUAAGCUGCUGAAAGCGAGAUAGCGUCAUUUCAGGUUAGCUAACUUAGCUUUACUCGUCACUUUUGGGGUUGUUUUGCUAGCUUGUAGCCUGCUGCUGACGGCAUGGAUAACACGGAGGAGAACCCUAUUCAGCUCCACGGAGAUGAAGAAAUCAUUGAAGUCAUCGACCUGAACGACACGGAGCCUGGUCCAAAUGAUUUGGCUGAUGACUUGGAGGACGUGGACUUUGAAGAUGCUGGAAAUGCGGACGAUGACAACGAAGGCUGGGAGACGGAGGACGAGAUGGAAGCUGAGGCGGAGCAAGAUGACAGCGAGCUCACCUUCUCCAGACACACCGGCUCAGUGUUUUGUGUGACUUUGGACCCAGCGACCAACAGCAUGGCUGUAACUGGAGGAGAAGAUGACAAGGCUUAUGUUUGGAGGGUGAGCGACGGAGAAGUUCUGUUGGAGUGUACAGGUCACAAAGACUCAGUGACGUGUGCCGUGUUCAGCCACGACUCCUCCCUGGUGGCUUCAGGUGACAUGAGCGGCAUGAUUAAAGUCUGGAAAGUGGAAACCAAAGAGGAGAUCUGGUCCUUCGAAGUGGGAGAUCUGGAGUGGUUGGAGUGGCAUCCCUGUGCUCCGGUGCUGCUGGCAGGAACAAACGAUGGCAGCGUGUGGAUGUGGAAGAUCCCUGCAGGAGACUGUAAAACCUUCCAGAGUCCUGCCUGUCAGGCUACCAGCGGCAAAGUCCUCCCUGAUGGUAAACGUGCCGUGGUGGGUUAUGAGGAUGGAACGGUUCGUGUGUGGGACUUGAAGCAAGGAAACUCUAUCCACGUCAUUAAAGGUCAGGAUGGACACCAGGGGGCGCUGACCUGCCUGGCCUGCAACAAGGACGGCUCUCUGGUGCUGACGGGUUCUGUGGACGGCUCUGCCAAACUCAUCAACACCACCACGGGAAAGGUGGUCGGAGCGUUUUCCGUGGAGGGAGGCAAAGCGAAAGGAUCGAAGGACGAGGAGGAAUCCAACUCUGUGGAGUCUGUGGGAUUCUGUAACAUCCUGCCGCUCAUCGCCGUGGCGUACUUGGACGGGACUCUAGCCAUAUAUGACCUGUCAACGCAGGUCCUGAGACACAGGUGUCAGCAUGAGGCGGGCAUCGUUCACCUGCAGUGGGAAGACUCUUCUUCUGUGGUGUCCACCUGCUGUUUAGACGGAGCGCUGCGCUUGUGGGACGCUCGUUCCGGCAACAUGGUGUCGGAGUACCGCGGCCACACCGCAGAGAUCCUCGACUUCACCAUCAACAGGGAGGCGACUCUUGCAGUAACUGCUUCAGGAGACAACCAGGCGAAAGUCUUCUGCCUCCAAAGACCUGAUCGGUAAAAAAAAACGACUUCAGAAGGGAAGAGGAGAGAAAACAUAUAGGAGAAUCAUCAGAGACAUUUGACCAUCAAACUUUUUGUUCUCCUACACCGGAGAACCAAUUUUUCCUCCUUCUCUCCUCAGGAUUUUAAAAUAUUCUUCUGUGUGGAUCUUAUCUGACCUGAUUUUGUAGGACUAAAGCUGCCAAAAGAUAAUUUUUCAGUUUUCAGAUGUGCUUAAUUGGCUGACGCUACUUCAAGUAACAGGGAUUCUUUAAAACAAACUGUUCACUAUAUUGGUCUAAGUACGCUCUUGUUCAAGAAUCUGUGAGACUAAACAAAGUGAAAUUCAAAGAGUGAUGCAUUAUAGUGUCCUGCCUUUGACAUCCCUUUUAAUGUUCGGUCCUCCAAAAGGUUUUAGAGAUGAAACAAUACCGAGAACAGAAGUUUUUGUUUGCCAAAUGUUAGAACUUUUCAGCCCUCCGAGGGUGUGUCUCGUCUUCCAGCUCCAAUUUUCUGAUGUAAACUCAAGUGUAAAUACAGAAAUAUGAAUAAUAUUCUUCUGGGUAACUAUUAAAAUUCAUUUUCAGCC
This is a messenger RNA of Amphiprion ocellaris (clown anemonefish), 2072 nucleotides long. It is a transcript of the gene aamp, whose product is annotated as angio-associated, migratory cell protein. The transcript is spliced from 11 exons. Bases 246 to 1502 code for a protein of 418 amino acids. The record is from RefSeq and is a predicted model, not a curated record. Gene Ontology annotation, molecular function: protein binding. Gene Ontology annotation, cellular component: cytosol. NCBI's taxonomy places the organism in Eukaryota, Metazoa, Chordata, Actinopteri, Pomacentridae.